AUUUAUUAAUUUCCACUCUCUCUCGGCUGCUUUCUUUGAAUGGAAAUUGUUUCCUUGACUGACUGAUGAUUCACAAGGCCACGGCAGUUGACUUAGAACAGACAACAACAUCAUUUUAGUCUGCUUUCUGCAUUACCCGCGGACCUCUUAACCGUGUUUUUUUUUAUUGAAGCGGUCUCUGAAAGCUUUCAUUUUUCCCCAUCCUUUGGAUGCUAAAUUGGGUGAAGUGCACAAAACACAGACAUAACAAAGUCGGAUGCUUUUUUAUAUUCGUUUGUCCGUUUUCUUUCUUUCUUUGGAUAGUGGAGGGAGAGAGGGAAGAGAGAGACAGAGAGAGACAGAGAAAGACCCAUUUAGUGGUUGAAGCUUGAAGGAGAUAGAAUAGUUGAGAAGACCAGACGAGGAGAAAAGAACCAGUUAUCAAAUUCUUCGUCAUCAUCUGUUUGUCCACAUAGCAUCCAACACGAAGAGAAGAGAGAGACAAAGAUGGGGAUUUGCUGGGGUUCUCCAGCUGAGAACCCAACGCCAGUAACUACUGGUGAUCUCACUACAGGGGUCAGUAACAUAUCUCAGACAACCAGUAACACCACAUCUUCAGGGGGGAGUACUUUAUCUCGGAAUAGCCAGUUCUCGGCAGCAAGUGGCGAUGAGGCCAGUACACAUGGGCAGAUCUUACCCACCCCAAACUUGAGGAUCUUCAGUUAUUUAGAAUUGAAGGCUGCAACCAGAAACUUCAGAUCAGAUACAGUUCUUGGGGAGGGAGGCUUUGGGAUGGUCUUCAAAGGUUGGCUUGAUGAAAAGGCACCAACCAAGUCUGGAAAAACCACAGUGAUUGCUGUGAAAAAAUUGAGUUCUGAGAGCUUGCAAGGGUUUGAGGAAUGGCAGUCAGAGGUGAAUUUCUUAGGGCGACUAUCUCAUCCUAAUCUUGUAAAGCUGUUGGGAUACUGUUUGGAGGACACGGAGCUGCUGCUCGUGUAUGAGUUCAUGCAAAAGGGUAGCUUGGAAAACCAUCUAUUUGGAAGGGGCUCAGCUGUUCAGCCACUUCCGUGGGAUAUACGGCUUAAAAUUGCAAUAGGAGCAGCUCGAGGCUUGGCUUUUUUGCAUACAUCAGAGAAGCAAGUAAUCUAUAGAGAUUUCAAAGCUUCAAACAUACUACUUGAUGGGUCGUAUAUUGCCAAGAUUUCCGACUUUGGCUUGGCAAAAAUGGGCCCCUCAGCUAGUCAAUCGCAUGUGACAACACGAGUUAUGGGUACAUAUGGUUAUGCUGCUCCUGAGUAUGUUGCCACAGGGCAUUUGUAUGUGAAGAGCGAUGUGUAUGGUUUUGGUGUUGUUCUGGUCGAGAUAUUGACAGGCUUGCGUGCACUUGAUACAAAUCGUCCGAGUGGGAAGCAUAAUUUAGUGGACUGGAUAAAGCCAUUCCUAUCAGAUAAAAGAAAAUUGAAAGGAAUUAUGGACCCCCGGUUGGAGGGAAAAUAUCCUGCCAAAGCUGCAUUCCGAAUUUCUCAGCUUGCUCUAAAGUGCAUUGAAUCUGAACAGAAAAACCGGCCAUCGAUGAAGGAUGUUGUGGAGACAUUGGAGCGGAUUGAAUCUGCCAAUGAACAUUCAAGGGAGCCUAGGCCCCGUUCAACUCAUCCUAUGGCUCAUCGACAAGGCCAGAAGCCGCUGCAUCAUCGCUCGCCGCUUCACCCCAGGCUGGAUGGGAAUCAAACCUACCAACAGUCGCCUCGAGUGCGGUAACUCUGAUCCAACUGCUGUCAAGCAAGCGCAUAUCUUUCCUUAGGCAAGAUCAUGUCAAAAAGUUCCCAUUUCUUCAUUAAUGGGAGGUUAGAAUGAGUUUGUUGUUGUAUUGAACUGGGUAUGUUUUGUUAGGAGUGGAAGUGUAAUUAUUGUGUAGCUUUGGUGAUUUGAGAGUCUGGAAACUUGUUUAGUAGGGCCAUUAGUUAUGAUUUUUCAGGUGGCAAAAUUUAUAGUUGCAUGCCACAACAACCAACCCCUCCAUUUUGUUAUCAGAUUCUUAAAAAGAGUCGAGGGCAAAAAAGGAGAAAAGCCUGGAUAUUAUAGUUACUGCAUUCAUUGAUUGUCCGGUUACCUUUUACUUUUGUAGGUUUGUAAUGAAAUGAAAUGAACUAAUUUACAAUUA
This is a messenger RNA of Prunus dulcis (almond), 2140 nucleotides long. RefSeq names its product probable serine/threonine-protein kinase PIX13. The record is from RefSeq and is a predicted model, not a curated record. NCBI's taxonomy places the organism in Eukaryota, Viridiplantae, Streptophyta, Magnoliopsida, Rosales, Rosaceae. Bases 487 to 1737 code for a protein of 416 amino acids. Gene Ontology annotation, molecular function: protein kinase activity; ATP binding. Gene Ontology annotation, biological process: protein phosphorylation. The transcript has 6 exons.